GGCGAGCUCGCUCUCGCCCGUGCGCGUCACCUGACCGCGAGCCAUAUGCAAAUCAGUCUCAUCCUCCAACGCCAUUGGCUCUCUCUCACUCAUUUAUUCCAUGUCAAAGCGCAUCAUAUGGCCGCUCUUCCACUAACUUUUCUAGCGCACCGCUGAAAGUAGCUCAAAGACUGGAUGUGCAAAUCAACCCAGGAGGAAGUUAGUAUAAGACAAAAGGCUGACGACCAGCUGCAAAGUUAUCAUCUGUUUGGAUUGUACCUCUAUUCAAGUGACCUAUUUUUUAUAAGGACGUUUUACGCGCGUGAACCAGGCAACGGGGACGCCGAGGGUGUAUUGAGUGAAUGUUUCUGCGUAUGAGCUGAGUAAGUGAAAGCCAAGUUAAUGUAUAGCAUGAUGAUGGAAACGGACUUACAUUCUCCAGUACCCCAAACUAACACAAACACGGGUCACACGGGACCCAACGGCGGGAGCAAAGUUAACCAAGACCGCGUAAAGAGACCCAUGAACGCGUUCAUGGUUUGGUCUCGGGGUCAGCGCAGAAAGAUGGCCCAGGAGAAUCCCAAAAUGCACAACUCGGAGAUCAGCAAGCGCCUCGGAGCCGAGUGGAAAGUAAUGUCCGAGGCUGAAAAGCGACCCUUCAUCGACGAGGCAAAAAGACUACGUGCAAUGCAUAUGAAGGAGCAUCCGGAUUACAAGUACAGACCCAGAAGAAAGACCAAGACGCUGCUCAAAAAAGACAAAUAUUCAUUGGCAGGUGGCCUGCUUGCUGGAUCUGGGGGCGGAGGCGGUAUGGGUCUGGGAAUGGGUUCCGCUGGUGUCGGCCAGAGGUUAGAGAGUCCAGUGGGUCAUGGUGGCACCGCGGCGAGCUACGCGCACAUGAACGGAUGGACCAACGGUACCUAUUCGGGACAGGUGGCUGCGGCCGCGGCUGCCGCUGCAAUGAUGCAGGAGGCGCAGCUCGCCUACAGUCAGCACGCAGGCAGCGGUGCGCAUCACCACCACGGGCAUCACCACCAUCCUCACAACCCACAGCCUAUGCACCGCUACGAAAUGACCGCUCUCCAGUACAGCCCCAUCUCAAACUCUCAAAGUUACAUGAGUGCUUCACCUUCAGGCUAUGGGGGAAUAUCCUACACGCAACACCAAAACUCCAGCGUGGCUUCUUCAGGGGCCAUCGGCACACUGGGAUCUCUGGUGAAAUCGGAACCGAGCGUAAGCCCUCCAGUUACAACUCACUCUAGAGUCCCCUGUUCCGGAGAUUUGCGGGAGAUGAUAAGCAUGUAUUUACCGGCGGCUGAGACAGGUGACCCGUCCGUUCAGAGCAGACUUCACGCUGUGCCACAGCACUAUCAAAGUUCAACGACAGGCGUAAACGGAACCGUUCCACUGACACACAUAUGAAAAGAUGCGAAACUACGCGUUCAGACUCGAAUAACCAAAUAUUUACCUCUUUUAGAGCAUCACUACCUUUUUUGUACAGAAUGUUUGUUCUUGUAAAUUUUGAAGGUGAUAUUAUUUAAAUAUAAAACGUAAGACAGGAGGUUGUCGUUGGGAUGUCGUCUGAAUAAUUUGUCUUUAUUUCAACAACACUACUUUGGUGAGGUUUACACGUUUGCUAAAUGCGAGGGAUUCAUUCUGAUUUAUUUGGUGUGAAAGAUGGUCCUUUUGUUUAAAACUGGAAAGAGAGUGAGUGCUACGGUGUAAAAUAUAAUCAAGUGACAUUGUUUUAAAAGUUUUCUUAAGGGUUUCUCUAUCCCACUUUGAUUUGUCAACACGUGAGUUGCUGUAUUUGAUAUUUGUUUGUUGUAUUUUUUUCUUGUACAUUGUGAAAAUAUUCCAGAAAAAUCGAUACACAUCUGUAAAUAUAAUUUGGUUUUGCCAGAAAAGAAGGAAACGUUUUGCGUUGAU
Molecule: messenger RNA, 1908 nt
Organism: Paramisgurnus dabryanus
Lineage: Eukaryota; Metazoa; Chordata; Actinopteri; Cypriniformes; Cobitidae
Product: transcription factor Sox-1b-like
Biological process (GO): positive regulation of transcription by RNA polymerase II; brain development; neuron differentiation
Cellular component (GO): nucleus
Molecular function (GO): RNA polymerase II cis-regulatory region sequence-specific DNA binding; DNA-binding transcription activator activity, RNA polymerase II-specific
Source: RefSeq, a predicted model, not a curated record